AUGGCGGACGAUUUGGAUGACGAGCUCCUGGCUCUGGCUGGUGGCUCAGAUGAGGAACAGUCCCCUCCCCCGGAGGACAGAAAUGACUCUCCAUCGCACUCAACUUCCUCUCAUUCUCCACGUCACUCUCCGAUGGGUCGCAAAGGAACGGCGAAGGCGAUUCGCCGGCCUCGAAAAGCCGCGAGAGACGACGAUGAAGAAGAUGGCGAAGUGUCCGAUGCCGAGUCCCACAACUCCCUCCAGUCAGCCCCCAUGUCCGAGUCUGAUUCGGAAGCUGGGGCUGGCUCCGAUGAAGAAGACCGCCCAAUAUUCCCCUAUGACAAGCUGUACUACUCCUCAAAGGAAAAGCAAGAGAUAAUGGGAAUGCCCGAGAUCCAGCGUGAGGAGCUGCUAUCUGAGCGUGCCCAACAGGUCGAUCGCCACAACCAAGAUCUUGCCUUGCGUCGCCUGCUAGCCUCUCGCGAGCGUGAGGAAAAGCGUGCUGCUGCCAAGCAGGCUAAGCGCAAGGCCGGCUCAGCAGGUCUCGAUGAAAACCAGCGCAAGAGUUCUCGCCAGAAGACUACCCUUGGUGGCCGAAAGGUCGGAGAGACAUCCGCCGCCAUCGAUGCUUACAAGCGCCAGCGUGAGCAGAAGGGAAAGCGUGAUGAGCUGCGUCGCCGUGACCCCACAUCUUCCCGUCGUCGAUCUCGAACUCCUGGCUCCGAAGUGUCUGACGAGGAUGGUGAAGCUGAAAGUGACCUUGAACUGGACGACCGUGUUGGCCGUUCUCCUUCGAUCCCUAAGGAUGACCCUCCUGCCGAGCUUCGGGACAUCAACCGUGCUCGUGUUGGCCGCACCAAUUUUGCACAGGUCUGCUUCUACCCUGGAUUUGAGCAGGCCAUAACCGGCUGCUACGCUCGCGUAAAUAUCGGACCCAAUAACGAGACUGGCCAGAACGAUUACCGUCUUUGCUUGAUUGAAGGAUUCAACCAAGGCAAGCCCUACGCCAUCGAGGGAGCGAAUGGCCGUCCCUUUGUCACUGAUCAGUACGCCAAGCUGGCUCACGGCAAGGCUGUGCGAGAUUUCCCCUUCAUCGCCUGCUCGGACUCUGCAAUUACCGAGGCCGAGUAUAGCCGUUACCGAAAGACCAUGGCCAUUGAAGAUAUAAAGAUGGCCACUCAGACCAAACUGGCUGGCAAGGUCGCCGAUAUCAACCGUCUGAUCAACCACCGUUUCACUGCCGAGGAGUUGUCUGAGAAGCUUCGUCGCCAAGGUGCCUUGGAUGAGAAGAGGAAUGUCCGCAAACGUUUCGAUUUGGAGAAGGAACUGGUCUUUGCCAAGGCCAAUGGCACCGAAGAAGAAAUCGAAAAGUUGCAGAAAGAACUUGACGCCAUCGUCAAACCCAACCUUUCGUGGGGUACUACCAUGAACAAACCGGUUGCUGAAAAGGCACUCAGUGAAGCCGAGCGUGUUCACCUCAUCAAUAUUCGCAACCAGAAGCUCAACUACGAGAAUGUGCGCCGUGCUCAACUGGAUGAGCGUAAGGCGGCUCGAAAGGCUGCCGCCGCUGUGGCUCGUGGUGAGGCCGUUGCUGAUCCAUUUAUGCGUGUUCGCACUGUGGCCAAGACCCACCACGACGUUUCUGAUAAACCUCAGGAUGCGCCGAAGACUGAAGAAGCUGCUGCCGUCGACAUCAAGAAUAUCAAGCCUGCUACAGAUACUUCUAAGGUUUCAACCCCUAACCAUGGCCUCACCCCGAAGAAGAAGGGCGCUUUCAUGAUCAGCUACCGCAACACUGACGAUGAGAACAUUGCGGCUCUGGAUAUGGACAUCGACAUUGAUAUCUAG
Molecule: messenger RNA, 1827 nt
Organism: Penicillium pulvis
Lineage: Eukaryota; Fungi; Ascomycota; Eurotiomycetes; Eurotiales; Aspergillaceae
Product: RNA polymerase-associated protein
Exons: 4
Coding region: 1-1827 (608 amino acids)
Cellular component (GO): Cdc73/Paf1 complex
Molecular function (GO): DNA binding; RNA polymerase II C-terminal domain phosphoserine binding
Source: RefSeq, a predicted model, not a curated record